Messenger RNA from Daldinia decipiens, 585 nucleotides. RefSeq lists its product as uncharacterized. Bases 125 to 496 code for a protein of 123 amino acids. The record is from RefSeq and is a predicted model, not a curated record. The transcript is spliced from 3 exons. NCBI's taxonomy places the organism in Eukaryota, Fungi, Ascomycota, Sordariomycetes, Xylariales, Hypoxylaceae.
AAACCCAUUUACCUGGAUUCCUGAACCCCUGAACCCCUAAACCCCUAAACGCUUGUGUCCUCUUCUUCGAUCAGUACCUUUCUUAUAGCACUUCCAAAUACACAAGAUUACAUAUAAGAUCAAAAUGCCUGCCAACUUUAACGCACCGCGACCUUUCUCGGCCACGACGCCAGUCUACCCAAGCUACCUCCCCGCUCUGCACAAGUCUGGGCGUAUCGAGAGGAAAAUUGCCACCGCGACGGUCGCAGCCGUAGGAAUUGGAUACGGCUUGGCGAAAUACAAAGCCAUCAAGGCCGACAAGUGGCAGCAGGAACACCACGCCCAACAGGAACAGCUGUUCCGCAGCGCAGAAACCAUUCCAGCAACCGUGCCCAUACCCGUACCCACGGCAGAGGCCAGUCGGAACCAAGCCGUAGAGAAUGCCUACGGGGAUCGCACGAGCCUUACCGAGCUCGAAGCUGCCGUCGCGGUAUACGAGACGCGGCAGAAGAACUAAAGAACAGCUGUGUUGUCUUGUGGUAGGUAGCUAUUCGGGAAUGCGGGAAUGCGAGAAUGCGAGAAUGCGAGAAUACUCUUCUCCGUCGG